GGACCUUGGCCUUGGAUACAGGUGUUAUGACAGGGUUGUAGACUUCUGUAACAACAACCACUAUUGAAUAUCUGAGUUAUACUUUAUUGUCUCUCAUUUCCAGGUGAACGAUUAGAAUAUUGAUGCGCCCCAUUCUGGCACCGAGCAUCCAUUACGCAUGGAGUUUCCAUCGUCUUUUUCAAUCAAUCAAGGGAUCCAUCUUGGACAUUGUUAUCAGAUAUUGCUCUUUUACCAUAUUGGCUACAUAGACCUUUGUGUAUAAAAGACCUGACAGAGAGAGCUGGCAAUAUCAUUCGCACUUGCUGACUUCGUUUAGUACAGACUGUUACGUACGAUCACCUCUCUUAAGGUAAUUGCCACUGUCAUUUUCACACAAAAAAAUAGCUUUUUGCAUUCCCUACUUCUAAUAAUCUAAAGCUUUAUUGUAAGAAAACACGUAUUCUGCAUCUAGGCAUGGCAAUGAGUGGAUUGUUGGUGUGCGUCCUCAUGGCAGCGCUGGUGAGUGUUGGUUUGACAUCUCCCGUAUCCAAGUCGGAUGGCAACACCAAACAGGGUGGGAUACUGCCACAGCUACUGGCCAGGAGGGAGGCAGUGAGGAAUGUUGCGGAGAACAUCGCUAAGCGGGUGCAAGACCCUCAAACGAGCAUUACACGGAUGGAGAGGAUGUCGCACCUGUCGGAGGACCAGCGCGAGUUCAUGUCCAAGCAAAUCAUGCAGGCCAUCUCAGAGAUGAUGAACGAGUGUCCGGACUGGGACUACCAAGGAUGGGUAGACUUUGGACGGCGGAGUGCAGAGUAGAGAUGUACCACAUCUUCAGUUACUCAGGAAUCCAUUCCUAUUUGAAGUAGAUUGUAAAUUUGAAUUGGAUUAUGUCAUGAGUUUUGCUUUUAACCCACGUGUCAUAAUAAACAUGUUUGCAGUA
This is a messenger RNA of Oncorhynchus nerka (sockeye salmon), 922 nucleotides long. Its product is annotated as cholecystokinin-like. The transcript has 2 exons. Gene Ontology annotation, cellular component: axon; extracellular region. The record is from RefSeq and is a predicted model, not a curated record. NCBI's taxonomy places the organism in Eukaryota, Metazoa, Chordata, Actinopteri, Salmoniformes, Salmonidae. Gene Ontology annotation, biological process: digestion. Gene Ontology annotation, molecular function: neuropeptide hormone activity. Bases 454 to 798 code for a protein of 114 amino acids.